UCCAAGAACCCAGCUCACCUGAUACCUUCCAUGGGUAUAAUACAGUCUAGCUGCAUGGUGAAACACCGCACAUUUCCAGACCUCAAGGUGGACCAGAUGACAGAGCCGCUCAUUGGAGCUGAGGUCUCCAUCACCACGUGUGGUGCAUCUGAAGACCCAAGACUAGGGCGAAGCUGUGCCCGCUCAUGUGCUGCCCGCAACCAAAGCGAUGGGCGCCUCUUCACUCGCCGCCAUUCUGGGGCCUUUUUGCUAGCCGGAGCUAUGGACUUCUGCUGCCGGAUUGGAGUCCGCAUGGGAG
Molecule: messenger RNA, 298 nt
Organism: Pelobates cultripes (western spadefoot toad)
Lineage: Eukaryota; Metazoa; Chordata; Amphibia; Anura; Pelobatidae
Source: the annotation of a GenBank genome assembly